Molecule: messenger RNA, 1484 nt
Organism: Glycine soja
Lineage: Eukaryota; Viridiplantae; Streptophyta; Magnoliopsida; Fabales; Fabaceae
Product: transcription factor bHLH63-like
Exons: 7
Coding region: 154-1350 (398 amino acids)
Biological process (GO): regulation of DNA-templated transcription
Cellular component (GO): nucleus
Molecular function (GO): protein dimerization activity; DNA-binding transcription factor activity
Source: RefSeq, a predicted model, not a curated record
ACUUGAGCCUUAACAACAUUUCACUCCUAAUUCUCCUUCACUUGACAAAAGCUUCGUGUGUAUCCACCUCUGUCUUUCCUUUCCUCUAAAGUAUUCUUUUACAAUAUAUAACUGUAACUACUUAUUUCCUAAGAAUUAUAACUUACGUAAAACAUGUUGGGCUAUGCGAACCCGUCGGGGAAUCUGGCUGUGGAUGGAGACAUGACAGUGUUGGAAAGACAGAGGGCGAGGAUGAAGUGGCAAGAAGAGCAAGAGUACUUUUCUGGAAACAGCUUCAACGGUGUUUUUUCUUCUUCUUCUUCUCUGCACGUUCCAGAUUCCAUUAUGGUGGCUGCUGACUCCGGUUGUGCACUUGCUGAGGUCGUGGCUCAGGCUCAGCCUCGCUCAAUCAAUAAGCCAUCUGCUGCUCCUGGGCUUCAUGCCAAUUCUUCUUCUAUUUCAAGGACUUUUAGUUGUCCACCUGCUCUGGUGGACCCCGAGCCCAAGCCCACUGACUCCUCAAUUGGGAAAGACAGUUUCAAGAAGAGGAAAACUGACAAGCCUCACAAUCCCAAGGUUGUUGCAGAAAAUGAGAACAAAGACAAGAGGAUCAAAGUCGGCGCUGAUGAUGGAGAAUCCAAAAUCACCAAGUGUAACACAAUAAACACAAAUACCAACAACAAAGAAACUUGCACAGAUACUUCAAAUUCAAAGCAAAAUUCAAAAGCCUCCGAAAAACCUGAUUACAUUCAUGUCCGAGCACGUCGGGGCCAAGCCACCGAUAGUCAUAGCUUAGCCGAAAGAGUUAGAAGGGAAAAAAUUAGUGAGAGAAUGAACUAUUUGCAAGAUUUAGUACCCGGUUGCAACAAAGUCACGGGAAAAGCUGGAAUGCUUGAUGAAAUCAUCAACUAUGUUCAAUCUCUUCAACGACAAGUUGAGUUUCUCUCAAUGAAAUUAGCUGCUGUGAACCCAAGGCUUGACUUCAGUAUGGAUGAUCUAUUUGACAAAGAUGUGUUUCCUACUUGUGCUGCAAAUUUUCCAAACAUUGGAAUGUCAUCAACAUCAUCAGACAUUACUAACCCUGCCUAUCUUCCGUUUAAUUCACCGCAGCAAAUUUUUCAAUAUGAUGGAUUAGACACGGGGAUUAACCCUUCUGAUGUGGGGCUUAGAAGGACCAUAAGUGCCCCCGUAUCAAUGCCUGAAACAUAUCUUCAAUCGUCCUGUUUCACACAAAUGCUACCCUCCUCAACAUGGGAAGGUGAUUUCCAAAACCUUUGCAAUUUUGAUGUUGAUCAAGCACGAGCCACAUCUUUCCCUUCUCAGCUGUUAUCAGGUCUGGUUGAAGCUGGCAAUCUAAAGAUGGAGAUGUAGACUAGAGCUUCUAUUUCCUACUGCAACUUAUCAAGAUUCUUUUUGUUUUAUUUUCAAGUACAUAGCAUAUAUAAAUUGUUUGUAACUGCUCCAUAAUAUAAAUAAAAUUUAUUAAUUAAUACCUGUUAACUUCA